Messenger RNA from Protobothrops mucrosquamatus (brown spotted pit viper), 531 nucleotides. RefSeq names its product ras-related protein Rab-39B-like. The transcript has 3 exons. Bases 1 to 531 code for a protein of 176 amino acids. The record is from RefSeq and is a predicted model, not a curated record. Gene Ontology annotation, cellular component: Golgi membrane. Lineage: Eukaryota; Metazoa; Chordata; Lepidosauria; Squamata; Viperidae. Gene Ontology annotation, molecular function: GTP binding; GTPase activity.
AUGGCCAGAUCUGUUUACCAGAGCAUCCUCUAUGGAGAAAAGAGCAAGCAGAUUCAAUCGGAUACUUCAGUAACUCCUGGAGCACAUUUUCAGGCAUUAAUCAGAUCCAUCACGAGAGCCUACUAUAGGAAUUCCGUCGGUGGCUUGCUCCUCUUUGACAUUACCAACCGCAGGUCCUUCCAGAAUGUCCACGAGUGGCUGGAGGAGACCAAGGCCCACGUCCAGCCUUAUCAGAUUGUCUUUGUUUUAGUGGGCCACAAAUGUGACCUGGACACACAGCGGCAAGUCACCCGACAUGAGGCCGAGAAACUGGCCCUCGCCUACGACAUGAAGUACAUUGAGACCUCGGCCCGGGAUGCCAUCAAUGUGGAGAAGGCCUUCACUGACCUGACUCGAGACAUCUAUGAACUUGUGAAAAGGGGGGAGAUAAGCAUCCAGGAGGGCUGGGAAGGGGUCAAGAGUGGCUUUGUCCCCAACGUAGUGCAUUCUUCGGAAGAAGUGGUGAAGUCAGAUAGGAGGUGCCUGUGCUAA